AUGUUGCGAUCAGCAUUCCCUUCAGGCUCGGCAAGAUCGGCUUUGCGCCACACACAGACAUAUGCAUCCACAUCGGCAACUACGCUUGCCUCAUCACGAUUCGCUUCAACGAGACGUGGACUGACAAGCUUGUCGUCCUUUUCAUUGCGCUGCUCUGCCCCGGUGGCUUCUAGCUCAAGGAGAAUACCAGAAGCGUUUCCAAGUGCGCGGAUUCCUUCGCUGACGAGAUCACAAAGGAGGCUGGCUACAACGCUGAUCCGCAAACCGGACGAACCAGAAGAACCCGAAGUCUAUCGAGAUGGCGAACCCACGAUCAUUGCCACCGACCGUGCGAUCGCCCAGCUACAAAAAGUAGCAGAGCGUGAGAACAACUCAUCGUUAGCGCUGAGAGUCGCUGUAGAACCGGGAGGAUGUCACGGCUAUCAGUACAAGAUAGAGAUCACUGAAGAGAUCGAAGAGGACGAUUUUCAGUUCGAAGUGCAUCCUGGCGUGUCCAUCUUGGUCGACAGCAUCAGUCUGGCACUCGUACGCGGAAGCACUAUCGACUAUGUCACCGAGCUCAUUGGCUCUCAGUUUGCCAUCAAGAACAACCCGCAGGCCAAGGGCGCAGGUUGCGGCUGCGGUGUCAGUUGGGAGCCCGUCAUCUAG
Mycosarcoma maydis (corn smut) is the source of this 648-nucleotide messenger RNA. RefSeq lists its product as uncharacterized. The record is from RefSeq and is a predicted model, not a curated record. The coding region runs from base 1 to 648 and encodes 215 amino acids. Gene Ontology annotation, cellular component: mitochondrion. The transcript has a single exon. Gene Ontology annotation, molecular function: 2 iron, 2 sulfur cluster binding; iron ion binding; 4 iron, 4 sulfur cluster binding. Gene Ontology annotation, biological process: iron-sulfur cluster assembly. NCBI's taxonomy places the organism in Eukaryota, Fungi, Basidiomycota, Ustilaginomycetes, Ustilaginales.